GCUCGAGAUCGCGUCCGGAGUUCCACCCGGACGACUCACCCACUCGUACCGGGCACGCGGGCAGAAUCGUCGGGGAAAAUGACGACGAACGCGGAGGACCUGCAGAAGCUGGAGGAGGAGGCGAUCGCCAGGGGCACCAAGUACGUCGCGAACCUUCUGCAGCGGCCGGGCCAGCUGGAGAAGAUCGACAUGUACAAGCGCAGGAUCGGCAGGAAGAAGGCGUCCGUCGAGACGAUGCUGAAGACCGCGAUGCAGAGCCAGCUGGACGGGGUCCGGGUCGGCUUCGGGCAGCUGGAGAGCUCCCUGGAGAGUAUCGCCACCAUCAAGGACGACCUGGACAACAUUAAUCAGCUGUUCAGCUCGGUCCUCAAGCUCAGCUCGAGGCUGCAGGCGGUGCAGGAGGAGAACAUGCGUCACUCGCAGUACGUAAUCGCCAAGGAGAAUCUGAAGCACAUAUUCACCGUGCCCGAGAGCGUGGAGAAGACGAAGCAGUGGAUAAACGAGAGUAAGCUGCUGCACGCGCAUCAGAGCCUGAUGGACCUGGAGACGUCGCGGGACGAGCUGUUGUACGAGCUCCACAAGCUGCCGAAUCAAUCGCCGGCGGACACGGUUAUGCUCAAGGCUUACUUCGAGGACGUGGAGAUGCUCUCGCAGCUGAUGGAGAAGCAGAUACGGCUGGUGCUGAGUCGAACCCUCAACACAGUCAGGAAGGAGCCCACGGUCAUAGUGACGCCCUUGAGAAUCAUAGAGAGAGAGGAGAAGGCGGAUCAGUUCGCCGUUCAGCGGCACAAGCAGAGCGGAUUCAUGGCGCCGGGCAGGCCCAAGCGGUGGAAGGAGAUGGCGAUGAAGGUGCUGGAGAAGUCGGUCGCCAACAGGAUCGAGGGGACCCAGGUGGAUGAGAGGGCGGACAACAAGAUGUGGCUGGUGAGGUACCUGGAGCUCACCAGGCUCCUGAUCCUCGAGGACCUGAGGGUGGUGAAGACCCUGUGCGGGCCCUGCUUCCCACCUUGGUACGACAUAGUGAAUACCUUCGUCAAGAUGUACCACACGAGCCUGUCGCAGCACCUCAAGGACAUAAUCGCCGGCGGGCUGGAGGGCAACGAGUACGUCUCGCUGCUCGCGUGGAUCAUGAACACCUACACCGGGCCGGAUCUGAUGCGGCAUCCCGAGCUCAACAUCGACACGUCCGACAUCGGGCCGCUGCUCAGCCCCGAGAUGAUAAACGACCUGCAGGAGAAGUACCUGCGGAACAUGUGCCAGAAUUACGAGGACUGGAUGAGGAAGACGCUCGAGACGGAGAAGCUUGACUGGCGGAGCGGCGUCCUGCCCGAGAGCAGCGCCCAGGAGCUGUACUAUCACACCGCCGCGCCGGUCAUCAUAUUCCAGAUGAUCGAUCAGAAUCUCCAGGUGGCCAAGACCAUCAGCGCCGACCUGACCGCGCAGGCCCUGGUUCUGUGCGUCGAGCAGGUCAUCAAGUACGGAUCGAUGUACAGACAGGCGAUACUGGAGUUCAAGACGAGGCAUUUCGAGGACAGGAGUCAGGUGCCAUACUUCACUCAUCACAUGAUCACGAUAGUCAACAACUGCGUGCAGUUCACCGAGCUGGCGCAGCAGAUGAAGCAGCUCUACUGGGUGCCCAACACCACCGGCGACGCCACGGUCAAGUUCGAGAGUCUCCUGGCCACCUAUCAGCACCUGAGGAACGAGGCCGCCACCAUUCUGCUGCAGGAGUCCUUCCUAGACUUGGAGCUGCACUUUCAGGACCUGAUCACGCCCAAGUGGCUGUCGUCGCCCAUCCCGGUGGAGACCAUCUGCGUCACCCUGGAGGACUACUUUCAGGAUUACAAUCACCUCAGCCCCAAGAACUUCGAGUACGUCAUCACGGAGGCGCAGAAUCUCAUCGCGAAGCGCUACAUAUCCGCGAUGCUGCAGAGGAAGAUAUCGUUCAAGACCUACGACGAGUGCCUCACGUGCACGUCCAAGAUCAUGACGGAGGCGGACAAGCUGCGGAACUUCUUCGACAGAAUCGCGCCGAAGGUCGGCAACUUCAACUCGCCGUUCGAGGUCAUAAAACGCCUCGCCGAGGUGCUGAGGUGCGAGGACGCGGAGAUACUCUCCCUCGACCUGCACUCGCUGGUCGAGAAGUAUCCGGACAUGACGGAGGAUCAUCUCAUCAGGCUGCUCGGCCUGAGGGGCGACAUAUCGCGGGCGGAGGCUCGAGGGAAGGUCUCUUACAUCAUGGAGGCUCAGCGGAAUCGAAAGCCCGUGCAGUCCAUGGCGAGCAGCAUAUUCAAGCAGAUCGUUAUACAGGACAGCUUCCUCGGCUGGAAGCCUUGAGACUGGAGGAGGAAUUUCUACGAAGCGAAGAUAUGGAACAUGAACGGCUUCUCCGUGUAGCACCGCGCUACUCCUCCAAAUCAAAUGUGU
This is a messenger RNA of Vollenhovia emeryi, 2427 nucleotides long. It is a transcript of the gene Sec6, whose product is annotated as exocyst complex component 3. The coding region runs from base 79 to 2337 and encodes 752 amino acids. Gene Ontology annotation, biological process: exocytosis; exocyst localization. The record is from RefSeq and is a predicted model, not a curated record. Gene Ontology annotation, molecular function: SNARE binding. Gene Ontology annotation, cellular component: exocyst. The transcript has a single exon. NCBI's taxonomy places the organism in Eukaryota, Metazoa, Arthropoda, Insecta, Hymenoptera, Formicidae.